Molecule: messenger RNA, 1758 nt
Organism: Linum tenue
Lineage: Eukaryota; Viridiplantae; Streptophyta; Magnoliopsida; Malpighiales; Linaceae
Source: the annotation of a GenBank genome assembly
CAGGAAAUUAAACCCAUCCAUCAAGAAAAAGAAAGAAAGAAAGAAAGAUCAUAUUGGCUCCUCCUUCUUCACAAUUUCUUUCUUUCUUUUCUUUUGUUUUCAUGGGAGAUUAUAAUUCCUAAAAAACAACGAAAGAAAGAAAAAAAAACCCACAAGAGGAAAAAAAAAAAAACAAUGAAGAGGAAGAGCGAGCUGCGGCCACAGGCAUUGUUCAAGCUCAUCAACGGCGGCGGUCAGAAAAGAUUCCAGAGCUUCGUCCUGUACGUCCUCCUCUUCGGCUGCGGGCUGGCCUUUGGCGUCACCGUCUGCCUCUACCUCCGCGACAUCUCCUUCUACCUCCGCCUCUACCAAUUCUCCGCCAACAACCCUCCGCCCACCAAACUCUCCUCCUCCUCCGCCGCCGUCAUCAUCCCCUCCUCCUCCUCCUCCACCACGCCGCUCUUCCCCAAAGACGAGCCCGACGCGGCGGAGAAAGAAACAUCAACGUCGUUUUCGCUGGUGUCGCCGUUGAGACCCUUUUUACCGUCGUUCCUGACGCAGUCGAGGACGAGCAUGGGGGACAAGAUGGUCGACGCGGCGGCGGAGGAAGAAGGGAGGAGGAGGAAGAUAAAGUGCACGGUGUGCCACGAGAUGAACGACGAGGAGCUGCUGUGGAGGGCUUCGAUGGUGCCGAGGAUCGUGUCGGUGCCGUUCCGGCGGGUGCCGAAGGUGGCGUUCAUGUUCCUGACGAGAGGGGCGCUCCCCCUGGCGCCGCUGUGGGAGGUGUUCUUCAGAGGGCAUGAAGGGUUGUAUUCUAUUUACGUUCACAACCUGCCUAAUUACAACGACACCGAUCCCCUCGACUCUGUUUUCUACGGCCGGAGGAUCCCCAGCAAGGAGGUUGGUUGGGGUCAACCGUCAAUGAUCGAAGCCGAGCGUCGACUGGUCGCCAACGCUCUCCUCGACUUCGCCAACCAACGGUUCGUCCUCUUAUCAGAAGCAUGCAUCCCUAUCUUCAACUUCACAACGGUCUACAACUACCUCAUCAAGUCAACCCACACCUUCGUGGAGGUCUACGACCUCCAAGGCCCAGUGGGCCGAGGACGCUACAACCCAUGGAUGAAGCCCCAGAUCCAGCUGGACCAGUGGCGGAAGGGCUCACAGUGGUUCGAGCUGGACCGAAAGCUGGCCAUCGAGAUGGUGUCGGACCAGACUUACUUCCCCGUCUUCCAGCUCCACUGCACCGGCCUCUGCUACGGCGACGAGCACUACCUCCCUACCUUCGUCCACAUUAGGUUCGGCCACCGGAACUCCAACCGCACGCUGACAUGGACCGACUGGUCCAAGGGUGGUCCCCACCCGAGCAGCUUCUCCGACCAGGACGUCACACCGCAGCUGCUGGAGGGGAUGAGGAACGGCAGCCAUUGCGUCUAUAAUGGGAGACAAACCAGUUAUUGCUAUAUGUUUGCCAGGAAGUUUAACUCGAAUGCAUUGGGUAGCUUGUUGAGAGUUGCACCGCGCGUCAUGCACUUUUAGGCCCGGAUCGAGGAGCGCUCCAGCAGAGGGAGAUUUGUUUGAUUGUAAUUUGUAAAUAUUACAAUGUGUUUGAUUUGGUAAUAGGUUUGAUCAUAUUUGACUAGUGACCACAAUAUUUUGAGGUGACAAUUAUGUAGUAUAGAUGUGAAUAUGGUUGUUAAUUUCAAAAUUAACAAAAUUGAUAACACUAAAGUCUUUUCCCCUCCGCUUUUUCGUUUGUUGUUAUUUUUUUUAAUAUGAGAU